AUGCAGGAGCCAAGAGAAGGAGAGUCGUCACAGGAUGUGGAUCGAGUUCAGUCUCUGCAGUCUCAAGUGGAUGGGGUCAAGGAUAUUAUGACCCAGAAUGUAGAUCGGAUCUUGGCCCGUGGAGAAAGGCUGGAUGAUCUGAUGGGCAAAUCUGAAGACCUGCAAGCUGGGGCCCAGAACUUUAAGCACACCUCUCAGAAGGUUGCUCGCGCUUACUGGUGGAAGAACGUGAAGCUGAUUGUGGUUAUUGUUGUGAUAGUCCUUAUCAUUGUACUGAUUGUCAUAUUCCUUGCUACUGGUGUGAUCCCGACCAGUGCACCCGCACCCAAACCUCCCACUCCAUAGGAUUUCUAUCAGUUACAAGCACUCUCACAUACACAUACAGAUAUAUGCAACCAUGUCCACACACCAGCACAGGUCAUAACUUCAGGAACACACACACAUACCUUUUAUUUGCACAUUUAGCUCAUAUACCUUCAUAUCUUAUGGUAUCACACCACCUUAAAAUGAGUAGCUUCCAUAAUGACAGCUUCGGAAACCUUGAAGUGGAGGAUUUUAAAUAGCCUAUAGACGCAAUGCUGUCUGUUUUCAUACUUCUCUCCUCCUGAAAGAUCAUCCUAGUGGUAUUUAUGGUUCUCUAAAGCCUGAUAAAAUGCCACAGCUGUAUACAAAUACUUGCAAUAUUAUUCAUAAUGAAGGUACCCUUGAAAUAGUCAUAUACUGGCAUUGAUUCGGCGAAGGUAAUGAGUGAAAGUUCUAUCUUUUGAAUUAUGAAGUGUAUUUAAGACUGUUAGAUUCGAUUACAUAAGAUGUUACUUGUAAUUAUGUAAUACUUUUAGAUCUUCAAGUGUCUCUAUUUUGUGUUUGAUGGGUCACUGUCUUUGUGCUUUUGCCCACAAUUAUGUUAUUUGUAAAAGGUCAAACAAAAAUGUGUUCUUAUAACUGUUGCAUUACCCAAAACACCAUUUCAUUAUGGAAAUUAUAAAAUUGUAAGAUGUUUAGGGUAAUUUCCUGUCUUAAAUAUUUACUGAAAAUUGGCAAUGCCCCAAACAUCAAAACAGAGAAACUGAUUUUCAUCCUAUAUAUAGAAUGAAUUAAAAAAAAUUUUUUUAAUGGAACGAGCACCUGAACAAGGUCAUUUAGAUAGGAAUGAUGGAUAUUUUCUGUAUCCUCAGAUUACUGCAUUGAAUUUGACAUGCAGUGUAACAGUUGCACUGUACCACAUGCAGUCAGUACUGUAAUCAGAAUUUGAGUGUACUGCAUCAAAAGUUUGGCCUUGCACUGCGGGAUCUUAAUGAAACCCAAGAC
Sinocyclocheilus rhinocerous is the source of this 1308-nucleotide messenger RNA. RefSeq names its product vesicle-associated membrane protein 8-like. NCBI's taxonomy places the organism in Eukaryota, Metazoa, Chordata, Actinopteri, Cypriniformes, Cyprinidae. Gene Ontology annotation, biological process: vesicle-mediated transport. Gene Ontology annotation, cellular component: membrane. The transcript has 2 exons. Bases 1 to 345 code for a protein of 114 amino acids. The record is from RefSeq and is a predicted model, not a curated record.